This is a messenger RNA of Spizellomyces punctatus DAOM BR117, 2249 nucleotides long. RefSeq names its product sodium/hydrogen exchanger 3. Gene Ontology annotation, molecular function: sodium:proton antiporter activity. Lineage: Eukaryota; Fungi; Chytridiomycota; Chytridiomycetes; Spizellomycetales; Spizellomycetaceae. Bases 334 to 2136 code for a protein of 600 amino acids. The record is from RefSeq and is a predicted model, not a curated record. Gene Ontology annotation, cellular component: fungal-type vacuole membrane; late endosome; early endosome. The transcript has 6 exons. Gene Ontology annotation, biological process: vacuolar acidification; sodium ion transport; proton transmembrane transport.
AAAGUGGAUGUGGUAUUUAAAAGUGUUUUCGGGUUUGGGAUGUAUAAAAGCUGGCCAGCUAUAUCCGGUUUGCAAGUCUCGAUAGUUUAUUACCUGGGCUCUGGUCGGGCGAAGCGUGACUUUAGAUCAGAAACUAUUUCCAUAGGCUUUUUGGAUUUAUCUGUUUUUGUUGCUUACGACUCCGACCAGCUUAUCCGAGCAAAAAAGCGGGGGGAGCAGGAGUAUUUAGUAGCAGCUCUAUUUUCCAAAUCUUGUCUUUUUCUUUUCUUCUGCCAUUGCCGUUCAUUUUCUUUUUUAUAACGAGGUUCAUUUGAAAGCCCAGAGGCAUCUGCAAUGGCCGACGUUGAAAUCACUCCUCAAUCCGACGGCCAGCCUAGCGGAAUUAGCCAUGGCGGAACCGCGGAAGAAGAGCAGCACCAGCUCUUUGUUCGAGCUAUUUUAAUGUUGUCGUUGAUUGCCGUUGCAAUGAAUAUCAACGUGUUUCUGCAUAAGAAAAAGUUUCACUAUUUGGGAGAGACGGCUGUGUAUAUCUUGCUAGGUCUGGUUGUCGCGAUGGGAUGGACAGCAAUCUCGUAUGAUGAGCAGAACAAGGCGAUUCAGCUGUCGAGCAAGUUUUUUUACAUGGUGCUUUUGCCUCCCAUUAUUUUUGAGGGAGGUUUUGCACUUCAACGUGUAUCCUUCUUUCAAAACAUUCUUACCAUCACCAUCCUGGCAUUCUUUGGAGCACUGUAUAGCACAUUUGUUACAUCUGUCCUUAUGUACUUUUUCUCCAAGCUUAUCUCGCCCUGGUCAUUUAUCGAGUCCCUUGUAUUCGGAUCGCUGAUUUCCUCAACGGACCCGGUAACAGUCCUUUCCCUUCUCCCGGCCAACGUGGACCGAAGACUGUAUAUGAUCAUUUUUGGUGAAUCUGCUUUGAACGAUGCCGUAUCGAUUAUUCUGUACCGCUUCUUUACAAGCCUGGCGGACCCUCACAUGAGACUUGGAGUUGGAACGUUUAUUUUGGCAGUGUUGGCGAGUGCCGGUGUCUUCCUGGGAAGUUCACUCGUGGGGAUCUUUUUCGGAUUAGCUUUGGCCAAAAUCACAAAGCAUGUCAAAGUAGAUGAUAAAGAAGCUGGCACGUAUGAGAUGACGAUGGUCCUCAUUUUUGCUUACUCGAGUUACCUCUUGGCGGAUUUGUUGUCUUUGACCGGAAUCAUUAGCGUAUUCUUUACGGGAAUCACGAUGGCGCAUUAUGCUUAUAACAAUCUUGCUCCUAGUACGGCGACUUCUUUAAAGUCCACAUUGCGAAUGAUUGGAUUUAUGUGCGAGUGCUUCAUUUUCCUGUAUCUUGGACUUGGGCUCCUGUCUUUUGGAGGCAAGACCACGUACAGCCCAAUGUUUGUUCUAUUCGCCUGUAUCUCCAUUCUCAUCUCCCGGACCCACGUCUUUGUUUUUCUUGGUUUCCGAAACUUGGCACGCAACAAAGAAGAUGCUGUUCCCUUCAACCAGCAAGUUCUGAUCUGGUUUUCCGGUCUUCGUGGUGCGGUAGCCUUCGCUCUAGGCGUCACGUUCCUUGAACACCCUGUAUUUGACGAGACAGUCAAGGGCCAAAUCUUUGGCACAACCGUCAUGGUGGUCGUGUUGACUGUCCUGGUUUUAGGCGGUUUGACUCCGUACAUGCUUCGAUGGCUUGGUCUUGUCCCGAGCGAACCGGAGGAAGGCCAUGCUGGGCAUCCCACGACGGUUAAGCCUCCAAGUGAGGCUCAGAAGGAGGCGGGAACUCCCAGUCAGGGAUAUGGAAUGGUAGAGACGGAAGGUGCAGAAGUCGAUGAGGAGGCUCAGGCCAUCGAGGCAGGCUCAAAGAAGAAUGUUGUGUUUGCUUGGCUUUACCAGUUCGAUGCAAAAUACAUUCGGCCCCACUUUACAACGCUCAGCGACCACAGCGUUCAAACUCUUGCCCAAAUCGAGGCGCAACGAGCCGCGUCCAAGCGAACGUCGCGUCAACCUUCUGCGAUCAGCAUGAAGGGCAAGGGCAAGGACCAGGACGACAACAGGGAUUCGGAUAAGAUUGAAUUAUUGAAAAGUAACCGGAGCGAGGACGUCAUGAUGGAGGCGGUCAAUUUGAAUGAUACCCCUGUGACUGGAGAUGCAGUAUAAUAUCGGAAGGAGUUUUUGCGUGGAAGAGUAGUUUGUGGAGAGGUUCAGACUGCUUUCCAUCAUGUACUGAUCAACAGUUUGAAUAAGUUCUUGGUAUAUAUAUUCUUUUCACU